GGAACAAAGCAUAAGUAUACAACUCAAAAGCUUUUCCGUACUAUCUCAACAUCGCCCUCCUCUCACUCCAAGACUUCCACGAAGAGACAAAUCCAGGAACCAUAACAAAAUGGCAGACCCCUCGCUGUACACCUACCCAGAUCCUCUGGAGGGCUACGAGAACCGCGAACCACUCUCAGACGACCGCAACCCCGACGGAAAAUCCCUCCUCAACCCAACCCCCACAACAAAAAGAAGCCCCGCCUACACAACCUUCCCCCCUCCCCUCUCCAACACCACCCGCGGCGGUUUCGACAUCCACAUCUACUACCUCCCCUCCUCCCCCUUCCAAACCACCUUCGCCCGCAACCUGCACUCCCGAAUCCGCUACGAAUUCCCCGAACUACGCAUCUAUCCCAUUUUCGACCGACCCAUAGGACCUCAUACAACUGCAAUGUUCGAAGUAAAUUUAUUCACGCCGGAGCAAUUUGGAGCUUUUGUGCCUUGGUUGGUAAUCAAUAGGGGUCCGUUGAGUGCGCUUUUGCAUCCUAAUACGGGGGAAGGGUUGGAGCAGGAGAGGGAUCAUACGCAGAGGGCGACGUGGUUGGGGCAGGCUUGGCCGUUGGAGGCUUGGGUUUUGAGACGGGUGGAUGAGGAGAGGAGGAGGAAGAAAUUGGAGGAGGAGGAGGGGAAUGGGGUGAAGGGGAAGGAGGAAGUGUAG
Messenger RNA from Cercospora beticola, 700 nucleotides. RefSeq names its product DOPA 4,5-dioxygenase family protein. NCBI's taxonomy places the organism in Eukaryota, Fungi, Ascomycota, Dothideomycetes, Mycosphaerellales, Mycosphaerellaceae. The record is from RefSeq and is a predicted model, not a curated record.